CCACUGGGCUAUCAACUCCUCAGGCCUGUCCAACCUUCCUCCGAUCCUCAACGCGGAAGAGGUUUUCACAGCGAUGCAAUUCAAUCCGCUCGUGACAAACACCGACGAUGCGGAUGCCAUCAAUGCCAUCAAGGAACUAUAUCGGGUCAAGAGAAGUUGGAUAGGUGACCCAUGUGUUCCCCAACAAUACCCAUGGGAUGGAGUGAAUUGUAGCUACGGAACAAAUCCAGCAAGGAUCAUAUCAAUAAAUUUAUCUUCGAGUGCAUUGUCCGGUUCUAUAUCCUCCUCGUUUGCCAUGUUUGCAGCAAUCAAGUACCUGGACUUAUCUUACAACAACCUAACGGGAUCAAUACCUGAUGCUUUAGGAGCAUUGUCAUCACUCCAAAUCCUAAAUUUGACGGGUAACAAUCUUACUGGAACAAUCCCGAGUUCCCUUCUUCAAAAACAAAAUCUAGUGUUCAGUCAUGGAAGCAAUCCAAAUCUUUGUCCUGGGGGAACUUCAUGUGGAGGAGAAAAGAAGAAGCAUUCAAGUGUUGCUAUUAUUGCGGUUGUAUGUGUUGUUUCUGUGGUUCUACUUAUUGUGGCCAUAUUCAUAGUAUGGACAGUGAUAAAAAAACGAGGAACAAGUAUGACUACCUACUCAGAGCAGAAUGUUGCACAACCGAUGAUAGAAAAUAAUGCUCAAGAAAGUCCUUUGCCAAUUGAGAAUCGUGUGUUUACGUACAAGGAGUUGGAGAGAGUAACUAAUUACUUUAAAAAGCAGCUUGGCAAAGGCGGAUUUGGUCCCGUCUUCCAUGGGUACUUGAAAAACGAUGUUCAAAUUGCUGUCAAGAUGCUAUCUCAAUCAUCUUCACAAGGCAUGAAAGAGUUUCGUGCUGAGAUUCAAAACUUGACAAGGAUUCAUCACAAGAAUCUUGUUUCUUUGCUUGGUUACUGCAUGGAGGGGGAUAAGUUGGCACUUGUCUAUGAGUACAUGCCACAAGGAACCCUACAAGAUCAUCUUACAGGUAAAUUUCACAGUGAAGCUACUUACAGUUGGGCACGACGUCUUAACAUUGCAAUUGGAGCCGCACAAGGAUUGGAGUAUUUACACACUGCAUGCAACCCACCACUCAUCCAUAGAGAUGUGAAGAGUUCAAAUAUCCUGUUGAGUGAAAGUCUAGUAGCCAAAGUAGCAGACUUUGGACUGUCAAAGUCUUUCAACAUGGACAAUCAUACUCAUAUACCUAAUGCAUCUGCAGUGGUUGGUACACCUGGCUAUAUUGAUCCAGAGUACUCUUCGUCGAACCAAAUCAGCGAGAAGAGUGAUGUCUAUAGCUUUGGAGUGAUUAUCCUUGAGUUGGUUACAGGCCGACCUCCUGUGGUGCGAGCUAUGAAUUCUAAUGCUAUCAGUUUAGUUCAAUGGGUACGCCAAAGGCUUGCCAAAGAGGACAUUGAGAACAUUAUCGAUAGAAAUCUGAGAAUGGGCCACGACAUAAAUUCCAUUUGGAAGGCUGUUGAUCUUGCAUUGCGAUGCACAGAGCUAGACCAUCGUCAGAGGCCAACUAUGGCUCGUGUUGUGAAGGAACUGAAUGAGAGUUUGGAAUUAGAAUGUGCUUAUUCUGAGGGCUUUACAACUGGAGGAAGCCAGACUGAUACAAUAAGUGUCGCUUUUGAAGUCGAACCACCAUCGUUCUUUGCUCCAGGAGCGAGAUAAAAAAUAUUGCAAGAAAAUUGAGUUGUCUGCUGUUUGAAAGCUUGAUAAAUCUUUUAGUGGGUUUGUGAUGUAGAGAUUGUA
Molecule: messenger RNA, 1777 nt
Organism: Zingiber officinale
Lineage: Eukaryota; Viridiplantae; Streptophyta; Magnoliopsida; Zingiberales; Zingiberaceae
Product: probable leucine-rich repeat receptor-like protein kinase At2g28990
Exons: 11
Coding region: 74-1696 (540 amino acids)
Biological process (GO): protein phosphorylation
Molecular function (GO): protein kinase activity; protein binding; ATP binding
Source: RefSeq, a predicted model, not a curated record